AUAGAGGGCUCAUUUAGGUAAUUCUGGAGUACAAGCCUGAAGGAGGGACAGUAACAGAUUUGGUCAUUUAUGGGAGAUGGACCUUCAACCCACCCAGUGACCAAUUAGGAGUAGGCAGUUACUGCCCAAAGGACUUUAAGAAGGGUCCCACGAGAGAGACGAGGGGGGGUGGCACUUGGUAGAAUUCCUAAGAGCGAAGGCGUAGGAGUUCUGAUAGGGCAAGAAGGGCAAAAAUGUUUGGCAUUAUUCUGCCCUAGAUUGGAGAACAUCAGAUGUGGGGCCACACUCUGCACGGACGCUAGGCUCAAGUCUGUUUUAAUAAAGAUUGCUCUAUCAUUCCACCCAGCCUUGCCUCCGCAGAAUUUUUUAUCAACAUACUACACGCCGAUAUCUUUGAGGAAGACAGCCCAGAAACUACACCCCCCUGAGAGAUUUGUCAGGAGCUGCCACUGGAGCUGGUGGAGCUGUCAGAGUCAGGAAAACAAGAGGUAACAGAACCACAGCCACAGGAGACUGAUUCAGCACAGGAACUGGAGACAGCUGCAGCUCAGCUCAGACAGGUUGCUGCAGAACAGGAACAGAGGACUGCUGAAAGGCAGAGCAGGAGGCCGGCAGCUGGAGGUCUGGACGGGGAUCAGGAAAGACCGCCGGUCCGGCUCUGGAGCCAGUCUGCUGACCUGCAGACAAGGAAGCAGGAACAGGUGUCCACUGGGCCGCAAACUGAGGACCAGGAACUGGUGGACCUGCUGGUGGAGCUAGAUAACAAGUCAGAAUCAACCAAGUCAAUGAAUGAAGUUCAUCCUCUGGGGACCAAGAAUGUCUGUAGAAAAUGUCAUGUCAGUCCAUCCAUCCAUCCUUUGGUCCAGGUCCAAUCCAUGUGGACUAAAGUAGUGGAGCGACAGACAUUAGCAUCCACAGAGCAACACUGCUAGUGUGUCUAAAAAGACAAUAAAAGAAGAGACAGUCAUGUUGAUAUGAACAUUAGAGAAACACAUCAUGGAGCUGAAACGUGAUCCUGCUUCAUCAUUUGGACUCGUUCACCUCAGCCGACACGUUCAACAGCGCACAGGUUUUUGUAUUACUCUGUCUCACUGUGGGAGGAGGUGGAUACCGGAUCUUUGGCUCUGGAACUAAACUGGUUGUAACAGAUGAGCAGGUAGUGAAGCCCGUGGUGAGCGUGUACCCAGCAGCAUCCAGAGCCCACCUGGAGGGGAGGAGCUCCCUGCUGUGUGUGGCCUCAGCCAUGUUUCCUCCUCUGGUCCGCUUCUCCUGGAAAAGACGAAAGGAGGAUCAGGAGCAGUGGCUCCCUGCUGAGGGAGAGCAGCUGGACCUCAGAGAGACGGGACGCACCGCCGCCAUCUUGCUGGUUGACGGGAACGCCACCUCCACGUAUAAAUACCGCUGCUCCGUCCAGCACGAGGGGGGCACAGUGGAGGUCCCAACAGAACAAGAGGUUCCAGCAGCUCCAGCAGCCUCCUGUCCUCCAGAGAGAGAGCCAGCAGACCUGCCAGCUCUGCAGCAAGCUGACUUGUCAGUGUCCUUCCAGUCUCAGUGCAGGGUGAAGCUGCUCUGUGUGCUCUACACAGUGCUGAUAGUGAAGAGUCUGGUGUACUGCUGUGGACUCUCUCUGCUGAGGAUCCUCUGAAACAAGGGACCGUCCACCAGCUGCUCACAUGCUGACUGACUGUUUCCUGCUCGCCUUUUCUCACCAUCAGAUCUCAUCAGUUCGUCUCAUUGAUCACUUUGAUCAGCAGUCACAAAUGUCAAUGUUCAUGUUUUGUGGUUGGUUGUAAAAUGAAUCUUUUGAUGCACAGGUUAGAUUCAGUCAUCCUACAUAUAUAAAUACAUAUAUACACAUAUAUAUCUGCAGUGACUGAGUAUAAAUUCUGUGGUAUAGUGUUAUUUUCAUCCUCUAGUUUAUUUCCACUUUGAAUUGUGACUUGUAUAAUAAUAGAACAUGAAGCUGAAUCAUUAGCUGUCUGCUAGAUAUUUGAUUGUUUUAGUAUUUUUCUCUUCUUGUCUUUCUUUUUAAUACAUUCUGCAGAGUGUGGCAGCUUUGUUCA
Acanthopagrus latus (yellowfin seabream) is the source of this 2063-nucleotide messenger RNA. RefSeq lists its product as uncharacterized. Bases 1244 to 1645 code for a protein of 133 amino acids. Lineage: Eukaryota; Metazoa; Chordata; Actinopteri; Spariformes; Sparidae. The record is from RefSeq and is a predicted model, not a curated record. The transcript is spliced from 4 exons.